AUGGUCAUCUGGCUCGAGUCCAAGAAGACCAAGCUCCAGUGGCAGUGCAAGAUCGAUGACAUUACAAAGCACAUGGAGACAACGUACGCGCUUCCAAAUGCGGUUGUCUUGGCAGCCAUCAAGAAUGGACUCACUGCCAGUGAUGGAGCCGCAUCAAAGAAGCCGAGCUUGGCGCUUGCGCUUGAGAUCAAAAUGUCGCCCGAGUGGACUGCAAGUUACCGCUUUGAGAUGUCGGCUAUCAAGGUCGAGGUCGUCGACAUCUUGGAAGCACGCAUCCGCGACCUUGAAGAAGCCAAAGCUGCACCGCGCAUGGAGUUUUGCACCUUGGCAACGACAUUACGCCAUGCCAACAACACAUCCACUAUGUUCUCGUGGAUGAAUUCGACAGCAUCGACGCUUCUUCGCGUUGACAAGACGACCAACAUCGUCGUGCUGCAGCCUGGCUUAUACCACGUUCACUGCGACCUUGCGCUAGCCAGCGUUCUGUCGGCCACAAUCACCCUCAACAUCAACGACCAUGCGGCCAAGACAGCGUCCUACAACGGACAUGACUCGUACAUUACGAGCAACCAACUUGACCUGGUCUAUGUGACGUACCUGGAUGCAGGCACACGCCUUACACUAUGCGUCAACAUGCGCCAAGGCAGCGCGACCGGGUCGACGACCUUCAUCCUGCUCGAUCGCUGA
Saprolegnia diclina VS20 is the source of this 687-nucleotide messenger RNA. RefSeq lists its product as hypothetical. Gene Ontology annotation, molecular function: protein binding. Bases 1 to 687 code for a protein of 228 amino acids. The transcript has 4 exons. The record is from RefSeq and is a predicted model, not a curated record. NCBI's taxonomy places the organism in Eukaryota, Oomycota, Saprolegniomycetes, Saprolegniales, Saprolegniaceae.